AUGACGAGCCCUGAUGCGAGUCUUAUGAGCGCCGCUGCGUUUCUUGGGCAUAAGCCGUUGGUUCAACGUUUCUUGAGUAAAGGCAACGAUCCAACACACCACGACUACCUUUUCCCUGCAGCCAUUGAAGCAGCAGCCUUCGCCGGAGAUAAAGAGAUGCUACAACUACUCCAAGAGAGUCUGCCUGAUGGUGUUUCUCCCUCACCCCCUGGGACACCCUUCUCGCAGCACUAUGCCCUAAACCGAAUCGACUUUAAGGGUAAAGCUGAUCCCCAGGCUAUCCUUGGUGCUGCUAUGAACGGAUCUAUAGAUAUCCUCCAGGUAGCAUUGCACCCUCCUUCAAAGACCGUCAACAGCAUCGCCAGUAGUGGUGGUGAUUUAGUUCAGGGUCUAGGAUAUGCACUCAUUAGUUCUUUUGAUGCUCAAUGGGAUAGUGAGGCUCACACACGUUUUGUUGGCUACCUGUUCAGCACUAUCCUUCACUACGCUGAUAACUGGCCUGUUUACCAAAAGCUCGCCCCAUUUGCUCCUGAACAAGCCAAAGAAUUGUUCAAAGUAGGAAAGUACGCGGACUAUGGUCGCUUGGAUAUGGUCCAGGCGCUGCUUGACGCUGGGUCCCCAUAUGAAAGGGAGGCGAUGAACAGUGAUUCACCACUCUUCAAUGCAGCCCGUCGUGGAUUCAACGAUAUCGUCCAGCUGCUGCUUGCGCGGGGCGCUGAUGUCAAUAAGAGCCAACACCGACAAGGAACGCCUCUGCGAGGCGCCGUGAUUGGGGCUAACCUGAGCACAGUCCAGAUCCUACUCGACCACGGCGCUGUGUGUGACGAGCGUGUGCUAUUGGACGCGAUGCUAGGAGAGUACAUGGCCCUGGCGGAGCUCAUACUAGACCAUUGUACGAGUGAGGAACUACAUCACGAGGAGUUUGGGUUUAAGGCUGCUGGUGUAGUAGCUGAGGCAGGAUUGACAUCAAUGCUUAACCUGAUGGAGAAUCGAGAAUGUUUUAUAUAUCGCGAUGGGGAAAUGGUACCUUGGUCGAAGGAGGAGGCAUGCCAUUUAGAGUGA
Clonostachys byssicola is the source of this 1062-nucleotide messenger RNA. The record is from the annotation of a GenBank genome assembly. Lineage: Eukaryota; Fungi; Ascomycota; Sordariomycetes; Hypocreales; Bionectriaceae.